Molecule: messenger RNA, 4208 nt
Organism: Pseudogymnoascus destructans
Lineage: Eukaryota; Fungi; Ascomycota; Leotiomycetes; Thelebolales; Thelebolaceae
Exons: 3
Coding region: 1-3951 (1316 amino acids)
Biological process (GO): nuclear-transcribed mRNA catabolic process, 3'-5' exonucleolytic nonsense-mediated decay
Cellular component (GO): Ski complex
Molecular function (GO): RNA binding; RNA helicase activity; ATP binding
Source: RefSeq, a predicted model, not a curated record
AUGACGCCCAACGACAUCGCCAAAACCCCCACCGCCAUAGCUACCCCCCAAACACAACCACCUUGGCCAAGCUCACCGCGCAUACUCAACACAAUGGCGGAGGCCCUCGCCGAAUCGCUGCAGAAAGUGCACAUAGGCAGCACCGACCUCUCCAGAGACGAUGCCUGGAUUGACAGCAUCCUCGACCAACAAGGACCCCGCAAACGGGUCAAGCAGCACCCCGACGAUCUGAAGAAGGAGCUGGCCCGCAAGUUCCUGACGCCAUCUACAUCCUUCUCAACAGAAUGGCUGAACAAGCUGCAGCAACGCUGGGACUGCCCCACGGAUUACACCGACCUCUUCAAGAUCGCGCCAACACAGACACGAACCAUAACCCGCUUCACGCGCGAAGGGCUUGAAGGCCGCGUCACAGGCUACAAAGAAGUGACCGUCCCCGCCAACAGCGCAACAGCCAAGAACUCGACCUCCCUGCUCCGCAAGCCGGGGAACCGCGCCGAGUUUGUGCGCGGCGCCGCGGGCUUCUUCCCGUUUGCGCCGGGCGGGCUGGAGGGGGUUGAGCAGGCGGCGGCGCUGGAGGAGCAGAUGAUGCGGGUUGAGGGGAAGGGAGUGCCGGGGGCGGCGAAGCUGGAGAGGGUCAUUAAUUUUGGGGCUGGGGAUGGGCUGUUGCAGAUUGCGCCGGGGUUUGCGAGGGGGGUGAAUUUUAAGCCGAAGAAGGGGAGGGGGGAGGAGGUGGAGGCGGAGGAGGUGGAGGAGGUGCUUGAUCAGGAGCCGGUGGAUGAUGAGGGUCUGGAGAGGGGACAGGGGGAGAGCCCUAGGGAGGCUUUGGAAGAGGAGGAGGAGGAUGAGGAGGAGGAGGAGGAGGAAGAGGAGGAUAUUGAUUCGAUAUUGCCGGUUGAGUUUGCGGCUUUUGAGCCCCGUAGUGCUCUAGCUACGUCGGCGGCGAAGAGGGGAGCUAGGGAAUGGGCACAUAUGGUGGAUAUCAAACGUGGGAUCACCAAUUUCAGAGAGCUUGUGCCUGAUAUGGCGAGGGAAUGGCCGUUCGAACUCGACACUUUCCAGAAGGAGGCCGUUUACCAUUUGGAGAGCGGAGAUUCCGUCUUCGUUGCUGCGCACACCUCUGCGGGGAAGACUGUGGUUGCCGAAUACGCUAUUGCUCUCGCGGCAAAGCAUAUGACGAAGGCUAUCUACACAUCACCGAUCAAAGCACUGAGUAACCAGAAGUUCCGCGACUUCAGGCAGAUCUUUGACGAGGUUGGUAUUCUCACUGGUGAUGUUCAGAUUGCGCCAGAGGCUAGCUGUCUCAUCAUGACGACUGAGAUUCUCAGGAGUAUGCUGUACAGAGGAGCCGACUUGAUCCGCGACGUCGAGUUUGUCAUUUUCGACGAAGUUCAUUAUGUUAACGAUCUAGAGAGAGGUGUUGUAUGGGAGGAGGUUAUCAUUAUGUUGCCGGAGCAUGUUACUCUUAUCUUGUUGUCCGCCACAGUCCCCAACACCUACGAAUUUGCCUCGUGGGUGGGGAGGACGAAGAAGAAGGACAUCUACGUCAUUUCAACAGCAAAACGACCUAUUCCACUAGAGCAUUAUCUAUGGGCGAACAAAGACAUCCACAAGAUUGUAGAUUCGGAUAAGAAGUUUAUAGAGAAGGGCUGGAAGGCGGCCAACGAUGCUAUGUCGGGACGCGAUAAGAUUAAGGCGCUACCUCCUGCUGAGACGUCAGGUCGGGGCAGAGGCGACCAGAGAGGAGGUAGAGGCGACAGGGGCGGCCGAGGCGGAAACCAGCGCGGUGGUGCCCAAAGAGGAGGUGCCCAGCAACGAGGAAGAGGAGGUCCUCCCCGCGCCAGCCACAACCCCGGACACAUGGGGCGAGGUGGACGACCCGGCGGAAGGACGUCAGCAGCGCAGGAUAAGACGCUCUGGGUGCACCUCGUGCAAUUCUUGAAGAAGGAGUCUCUGCUUCCUGCAUGUAUAUUCGUCUUCUCGAAGAAGCGUUGCGAGGAGAAUGCGGAUGCGCUGAGCAACCAGGACUUCUGUACAGCGAUUGAGAAGAGCGCCAUCCAUAUGACUAUCGAGAAGUCAAUUGCGAGACUUAAGCCGGAGGACCGUGUGCUGCCACAGAUUGUGCGGCUGCGCGACUUGCUUGGAAGAGGUAUUGCGGUGCAUCAUGGUGGACUGCUUCCUAUUGUCAAGGAGGUCGUGGAGAUGCUGUUUGCUCAGACUCUCGUCAAGGUUCUCUUUGCCACUGAGACGUUCGCCAUGGGUCUGAAUCUGCCGACUCGCACAGUCGUGUUCUCGGGAUACCGCAAGCAUGACGGACAUUCCUUCCGCAACCUCCUUCCGGGAGAAUACACCCAGAUGGCUGGGCGCGCCGGCCGCCGCGGUCUCGACACAAUCGGGACUGUGAUAAUUGUCGCCCCCGGCGGCGAUGAGGCACCGCCCGUCACCGAGCUACGGCAGAUGAUCCUCGGCGAGCCGUCGAAGCUGCGCUCCCAGUUCCGUCUCACAUAUAACAUGAUCCUGAACUUACUCCGCGUGGAGGCGCUCAAGAUUGAAGAGAUGAUCAAGCGAAGUUUCAGUGAGCACGCGACGCAGCAGCUGCUGCCUGAGCACGAGAAACAGGUCAAGAUCUCCGAGGCGGACUUGGCCAAGAUUAAGCGCGAGCCGUGUGAGGUCUGCGAUGUGGAUCUCGAGGCUUGUCACCAGGCAGGGCAGGAGUACAUGCAACUCACCCUCGAUUUGCAUCUCGGUGUUCUUGGGACGCCGGUGGGUCGCAGGAUGUUCGCGCCGAGGAAACUGGUUGUGUAUAUGAAAGACGGUGUUAGAACGCCUGGUAUCCUCCUGCGCGAGGGUGCGACGAGCGGUCCUAACCCGACUAUCCACGUCCUUGAGAUCCGCACGCGAAGAGACGUGCGAGAUUCGACGGAUCUGCUACCCUUCCUGCCUGAGUACAGGGAGAUGAUGACCAAGCUCCCACAAGCGAAGAAGCACAUCUCGACCAAGAACUUAUGGGUUCCUGUCGCGGAUCUCAUCUGUGUCACAAAAACGACGCUCAAGGGCAUCGUCCCUGAGAUCUUCCAGGGCGGUGACGGAUACCUCGCCGCUGUAGCGGAGCUGUCGCGCCUCUGCCAGUCCUGGACGCUCCCUGAAUGGGAUGAGCUGGACUGGAGCAAGAUUAAGGACAUGACCACACGCGAGCUGCUCGAGAAGCGAAGGCAGGUUGCAGAGGCCGCACAGCAGGGAGUUUGUAUCUCGUGUCCCGAGUUCCUCAAACAUUUCGCAAUGCGACAAGACGAAUGGGUCAUCAAAGAAAACAUCCACCAACUCCGCCAACUCAUGUCCGACCAAAACCUCCAGCUCCUCCCCGACUACGAGCAGCGCAUCCAAGUCCUCCGCGACCUCUCCUUCAUCGACGACACCUCCCGCGUCGAGCUCAAGGGCAAAGUAGCCUGCGAGAUCCACUCGGCCGACGAACUGGUCCUGACGGAGCUAAUCCUCGACAACGUCCUCGCGGCCUACGAACCCGCCGAGAUCGUCGCCCUGCUGUCCGCCUUCGUCUUCCAGGAGAAAACCGACACUGUGCCGACGCUCACCCCCAAUCUCAAGGCCGGGAUGGCCACCAUCAUCGAGAUCUCGGAGAAGGUUAAUGCGGUGCAGACGCUGCAUCAGGUGAUUUUGUCGACGGAGGACUCGAAUGAUUUCGUGUCGCGCCCACGGUUUGGGCUGGUCGAGGUCGUGUAUGAGUGGGCGCGCGGGAUGAGCUUUAGGAAUAUCACGGACCUGACUGAUGUGCUUGAGGGGACGAUCGUGAGGGUGAUUACGCGGCUGGAUGAGACGUGUCGGGAGGUCAAGAAUGCGGCGAGGAUUGUGGGGGAUCCGGAGCUGUUUUUGAAGAUGCAGAAGUGUCAGGAGAUGAUUAAGAGGGAUAUUACGGCCGUGGCGAGUUUGUAUAUGUAGGGGGGGUGGUACUCGUACGGUAGAUAGAUGGAGAAGGGGAUUCACGAGUUGAAUAGGAUACAUUUCACUCCCCCUAGCAACCUUAAAGCAAGCAUCGUCGCUCCCAAACCUAAACCCCUGAACGCCCUCUAUCUCCCCCCACCUCCAUCUACGCACCCUGCCUCAAAGACUUCAACCUCUCGCUACUCGCCUCCUCCUCCUCCGCCGUCGGUCCAACCUUCGUAGUCGGCACCCUCCCCCCCUCCAACUCCCUCCCC